AUGAACUCCGAUUCAGAUUCAUCUCUGAGAAACAACGGUGCCAACGAUCGUCGCCUCAGCAUCAUCGACUUUCUAUCCGCCGAUGAUUCGCUUCUCGAUCCUGUUUCUUCCAAUCACCAAAAUUCAGAAAACGAAGCUUGGUACACUCCGAAUUCGAAGAAGUUCGAAGACGCUGCUACCAAAAUUGAUCAGUGGGAGGAUGAACCUCAAGCUUCUGAGAAAAAGACCAUGAGAAACCCUAAAUGUAAUUUGCGCAAGAGUUUAGCUUGGGACAGUGCUUUUUUCACUAGUGCUGGGGUUCUGGAUCCGGAUGAGUUGUCUAGUAUAAUUGAGGGUGUUGAGAAGGAAACGUUACCGAGGGUCGAAGAGGAUGUAUACAAAUCAUGUGACUCCGUUUCGACAUUAGGGAGUGAUAGUUUGACUUUUGAAAGUGCUGAUUUGGAGGGUGAUUUGUUUGAUGAUGUAAGAGCUUCAAUUCAGAAAUCUAGCCAUAAGUCCAAACUUGCAAAUGCAGCUACUAGAGUAUCCUCUGCCUCUGGACUACCAGGGUUACAAACUCCAUCCAGAAAAGUUGCCGCGGUUACUCGCAACAAGAUGAAGGCCCCACCAACCCCUAGGAAUCCAACAACACCAGUUGUGAGAGGAAUUGGGAAGGCUACAAGCAAGAAUACUUUUACACAAAUUCCACAGCCUCUUGCUACAAGGAGGGAAUCAUCUAUUUCAAAAUUAUCGAAGUUACCAGUUAGGCCUAUUGCAAGUUCCACAAUUUCAGCCAAGAGAGCAUCACUUAGCGGACUGCAUGCCAAAAGUGAAAAGGACAGAGCAAAACACAUAAUUGGUGAUAGAGUCAGCUCAAUGUCUAAAGCAUCUGUUAUUGGAGGUGGUUCACGGGUUACAGAGCCUAAGCGCACAAUAUUAUCCAAAUUAACUUCUGGUCAGUCAGCAUCAACCAAGGCAAAAUCAGUAUCUUCGACAUCUUUUGGUAGCAAUUUAUCUGAUAAUAUUGGUAAAUCUCCAAUUAAUUCUGCAAGAAGAAAAGUUAUUGCGGGAAAUUCAAAGCCUCCCUCAUCUCGCCCUCCGGUCAAAACACCGUCAGCUAGCUCCUGGUCUUCAGAGACAUCCAUAUCAGCUUCUAUGACUAAGUACAUGUGCGAUAGUUCAAGGUCCAGCAUUGAUAGUUGUUGCAGCAGAAAGGUUUUCUCAGAAACUAACGCAGAUCAAAGUAUAAAUUCUCAGAUUCCUCAGAGCGAUUUGAGCUUAGAAGGGCAGGCAGCUCAGCACUCUGGAAUUAUCACUCCAAGUAUAAGGACUGCUUCUGUGGCAGCAGUUAUUCCCUCAGCUCUUGCAAAACCUUCAGGCCUGCGCCUGCCCUCGCCAAAGAUUGGUUUCUUCGAUGGGGUGAAAUCCUCAGUGCGCACUCCACGUGGGGGAGCGCAACCACAAUCUGCUGUGCUUCAUGGCUUGCUAAAACAUGGAGCAAGAAGUCCAAGUGAAGGGCAAAACAAAGCUAUCACACCAAUUGGAAGCAAAAUAAUUGAUAAUCAGAAAAGUCCUCAUCCAAGUCAUUUUGAUGAAUCAUUAGAUGUUGCAAUUAAGGAAAGUAGUGCAGUGCAAAAUAUCAGAAGCUCUACUGAAAUGCUCAAGGGUGCUUUUAAAAAUGUUGAAUAUACAUCACUUUUGCAGGAAAUGCAGAGCAGCACUAAUCAUGAUUUGCGUCAACUCACUCGUGUCAAUCACCAGGAAAAUGUUAAUCAUGAUAAUCAAAUUGAUUGUUUGAUCAAACAAGUUGGACUCAUGGAUAUAAAUUCCGCGACACAGGAAAAGGUCAAUGGAGAUUCUCUUUCUUUUUGUGAGACUGAUGUCAGCUUUCAAGAUAAAUCCUAUGGUAUGGAGUUAUCAAAGCACGGGGAGUUUUUUAAUCAUCCUAAAAACCAGGAAUUAUCGAAGGGUUUGUCUACUCCAGGUCUAUGUGUUGCUCCAACCAGCAUUGAUAUUGCAACUUCAGCAAGAAGACCCUUUGCAGCAAAAGAUUCAUUUUUCAACAUGGAUUGCCCUGUUUUCACCGAACCAUCAAUUUCAGAGGUAAAACUGACUAAGAUACUUGUGCCUGAAAGCCGCAUUACGAAAGAUAGCAUCUGA
Vicia faba (fava bean) is the source of this 2139-nucleotide messenger RNA. The record is from the annotation of a GenBank genome assembly. Lineage: Eukaryota; Viridiplantae; Streptophyta; Magnoliopsida; Fabales; Fabaceae.